Molecule: messenger RNA, 897 nt
Organism: Globicephala melas (long-finned pilot whale)
Lineage: Eukaryota; Metazoa; Chordata; Mammalia; Artiodactyla; Delphinidae
Source: RefSeq, a predicted model, not a curated record
AUGGAAAGGGCCAACAGCAGCUCCUUGGAGAGCUUUAUUCUGAUGGGUGUAUCUGACCAUCCCCAGCUGGAGAUAAUCUUUUUUGUAGUCAUCCUCUUCUCCUACUUGCUGACCCUUGUUGGGAACUCAACCAUGAUCCUGCUUUCCAGCCUGGAUGCCCGGCUCCACACACCCAUGUACUUCUUCCUCAGCAACUUCUCCUCCCUGGAUCUUGCUUUUACUACUAGCUCAGUCCCCCAAGUGCUGAUCAUCUUGUGGGGAUCAGACAAGACCAUCAGCUAUGGUGGCUGUGUGACCCAACUCAAUGUUUUCCUCUGGCUAGGGGCUACUGAGUGCAUCCUGCUGUUGGUGAUGGCAUUUGACCACUAUGUCAUGGUGUGCUGGCCCCUGCACUACACCACCAUCAUGAACCCCUGGCUCUGCUGGCUGCUGGCUGCCAUUGCCUGUUUGGGUGGCUUGGGCAACUCUGUGGCAACCUUCACUCUGCAGCUCCCUUUGUGAGGGCACCAGAGGGUGGACAGCUUCCUGUGUGAGGUGCCCGCCAUGAUCAAACUAGCCUGUGGAGACACAAGUCUCAAUGGUGUCUGCACCUUCUUCACCACUGUCCCAUUAAGCAUCAUCCUGAUCUCCUACUGCUACAUAGCUCAGGCAGUGCUGAAGAUCCACUCGGCCAAGGGACAGAGAAAGACCUUUAACACGUGCCUCUCUUAUCUGGUGGUGGUAUGGCUCUUUUAUGGCUCAGCUAUCUAUGGGUAUCUGCUUCCAGCUAAGACCAGCAACCAGGACAAAUUCAUUUCCCUCUUCUACUCUGUGGUCACAUCCAUGGUGAACCCUCUCAUUUACACUCUGAGGAACAAGGAGGUGAAGGGGGCGCUGAGGAGGCUGCUGGGGAAGUGA